Messenger RNA from Lottia gigantea (owl limpet), 1899 nucleotides. RefSeq lists its product as hypothetical. The transcript is spliced from 16 exons. Lineage: Eukaryota; Metazoa; Mollusca; Gastropoda; Lottiidae. The coding region runs from base 1 to 1899 and encodes 632 amino acids. The record is from RefSeq and is a predicted model, not a curated record.
AUGAAGUGUAUGAUAUAUCAAUGGAUUAUAUUAAUUAUUAAUUGUAUACCUGUAUUAUCAUAUACCUGUGAUUUACCAAUUAGUACAUCAUCACCUAAAUUACCUACAUUACCUGAACAAUAUGAAGCUCAUAUAGAGGCUAAUAUUAAACAGAAGGGGAAGACAAUAGAAGUAACAGAAUACUAUGAUUAUCAAACUAAUCAAGCUACAGUUAAACUAUUUACUAAUGGAUUAUUAUAUACUUCUAUCACUAAUUUUAAUGACAUGGAAAGAUAUAACAUCCACCCUGAUGGAAGUUGUGAUACAAGUGAUUUAACCACAGUCUCAAGAAGUUUAUUUGGUUUUGUUGUUGGUAAUAGUUCCAAACACAUUGAUACAGUUACUGAUGUCUUUAAAUUUGGUCAACAAUUCCAGGAAUAUUAUAUUGGAAAAGAUGAGAUUCGAGGUAUACCUGUCAAUCAUUGGAAAUCAUGUCAGAGAUGGGAAGGAAAAGACACCAACUUUACUUUAGAUUAUUAUUUUAGUCAAUCUGAUUAUAGAACAGCUAGUGGUAGUAAAGAAAUACCUAUCAGAGCUGUUUUAAAUGGAAUUGCUAGAAAUGUUGAUUCCACAGGCAAUCCACAACUUGGAACUCACAACUUCUCUCAUGUUUAUGAUUUUAUGUUUUUCCGACCUGGUUCAAUACAAGAUAAAGAUAUUUUUAAGGUUCCAAGAGGGAUUGUCUGUAAAGGAAGAAAGCCGACUGUUAAAAUGCCAAUAUUACCAAAUCAAUUUUCAUUAAGUCUUGAAAUGGAUACACCAUAUAUAGAUAAACCUUCAACACAAACAAUCUAUUUUGAUUAUGAAUAUAAAUUGAUAAGAACAGAUCAUGGUGAUAAACUAGGAGAAUCGUCAGAUAUUUUAACUUGGAUUGAAGAUUAUAAUACCGGAGUAGAAUAUAUACUAGAUAAGAGUAAUGGUAAUUGUACAGUAAGAAAGAUAGAUAGUAAAUCAUUUGGUAGUUAUAUAACAGAUAAUGGUAAUAUUAACAUCAGACAUGCUGAAGAUAUUUUAAAAUAUAAUAACAGAACAUAUAUUUAUCAAGGGGAGAGGAUAUGGAGAGGUCUUAAGGCAGAUGCUUGGGCCAAUCAGAGUUCAGAUGGUAUCAUUCAAGAGAUUUUAUUUUUAAAGAAUACCCCAUCUACAGCAAAUGAAAGUAUAUUAAUUGGUUUAUAUAUAAAAAAUAUUAGUACUCAUCCCUCAAAACAAUCCACACAGCAGAUAAACAAUCCUUCUAAAGAAGACAGUGAAAAGUUUGUACAUUUCUAUAAUUAUAAAAGCAGUCAUUCUAGUUUACAUGUAUUUGAUAUAAGUCUGUGUUAUAAAGAAGAUACACAGAAAAUGAAUGUACAGCUAUCUAUAAAAGGCCAAACUGAAAAUAUUAACAGUUUGAACUCAUAUUUCUACACAAAAACUAUAAGAUAUAUAGCUCAACUAUGUCAGAUUUCACCUUUACAGUUUACUCAUUUCAAGACAGUACCUGAUAAUGAUAAUGAAACUGUAGUUGUAUCACUUACAAUUUGGGAUAAAUCAGAUGAUGUUGGAUUACAAGAGAUAUAUAAUAAUCUAUUAACAAACACAGAGAAACAACCAAAUUAUACUGUCAACUAUCCACAAAAUAUACAGCAAACAUUAACUAUUGAAGCCAAGUCUAUAAUGAUGUUAAAUGAUGAAGACAAUAAAACACAAUCAGCUUUAUCUGGAUAUUCCACAGGUGUAUUAGCUGGUAUUAGUGUUGCUAUGUUAAUAUGUGGUGUAAUAAUUGGACUAUUAACCAUGUGUUUUGUACAUCGUCGGUUUUAUCUGCCAACAACUACUUCUACUGAUAGUACUGUACCAUAUACCAGAAAUAAAGACUAA